This is a messenger RNA of Heterobasidion irregulare TC 32-1, 582 nucleotides long. RefSeq lists its product as uncharacterized. The coding region runs from base 1 to 582 and encodes 193 amino acids. The transcript has 2 exons. The record is from RefSeq and is a predicted model, not a curated record. Lineage: Eukaryota; Fungi; Basidiomycota; Agaricomycetes; Russulales; Bondarzewiaceae.
AUGCCUUCCCACAUCCACGGCGACCCACAGUCCCAGCGCACUCGAUUCACUUCUCUCCCAUCCUGGAAUACUCCUGAUCCUGCCUCGCCUGUACCCUCGCCUUCCCCUUGCAUGCCUCAUCGUCCAACACGCCCACGCUUUCCCCAUGUAGAUAGCGAGUAUAUUCGCCGCACUGUGGGUAACGUGCGUCCAUCAGGGGGUCCUAUGGUCUACGAGGAUGGACACGAGCACCAGAAUAGUGAGAAUGGUUAUUUCGGUCUAGAGGGGGCAGUGGGACAGCCGGUUGGUAUGUCCUCAUGGGCAUGGCCGGGAUCGAGGGAAACGGAUACAAUGUCAGGGUCAGGUGCGAUGGCCAAAGGGAAAAAGGUCACGUGGACAACCGACGAGAGGGUGAAGGCGAAGGCGAAGGCGAGGCCAUCAGCCUCGCAACAGCACAAUUUUCUCCCUGAGAACGAAGAGGCUCGUCCUGAUAAAUAUGGCGGCCCAUGGUACGAGUCAGCUAUCGACCUCGAUGAUCCUUUCUAUGCGGAAAAUGAAACGGACAUGAAUUUCAAGAGCAGGGAGCAGCAUCCUGGAAAGUGA